Zasmidium cellare ATCC 36951 is the source of this 1377-nucleotide messenger RNA. RefSeq lists its product as uncharacterized. The record is from RefSeq and is a predicted model, not a curated record. Lineage: Eukaryota; Fungi; Ascomycota; Dothideomycetes; Mycosphaerellales; Mycosphaerellaceae. The transcript is spliced from 4 exons. Bases 1 to 1377 code for a protein of 458 amino acids.
AUGCCUCAAAACAGUGUAGGUAGAGGUAGCGAGGGCCUACGCACCAAGCAGUAUCUCCACAGUUCGCCAGACAAGUUGAACCUGCUGCGGCUGGAUUUGCUGAGUCUUGUGAAUACCAAGAACGUGGAAGGAGCAAGAAUCUCGGAUCCCCUCGGCCAGUCCAGAAACACCAACGACAGAGCACGCGAGUCCACCAGCAACCGACUUGGCCGUGAUGAAAUUGUCGCAGAAGAUUUUUCUCAUUCGAAGUUGUUGCAGAAGGAUCGAAUCGCCGAGUCGACAGGACAACCAAGUUGCACGCACGUGGGUGCGUGGAUGUAUAUCAUCGUUGGGCGACUGCGGGAUUUGAUGGAGUUUGAUCGACUUGGCGCUGACCGGGGUGGAUUUCUGGGCAGGUGGGCUUGUCCAGGGCAAGGCUUCGGCGGUACCGAUGGGGAGGAUCGUGGACGUGGUCGUGGAGUGGUGUUGGCAAGACGAGUGGAAGAGACGGCGAGAUGGUCUCUGCCGAGCAUGUACGAGGACGGCCUCGACGAGAUCGACACUCAACGAUCAGCAGUCGAAGCAGUUGAAGCAGGCGAAGCGAUACCAAUUCCAUGGCAUGCAGUUGGGUGGAUAGCCGUGGCGAUUCGUCGUUGGUCGAGCGUCGGUCGUGCCAACAUUGCCGGAUCAAGCUCUCUCGUCGAAGUUUGCCAUCCGCAGACAAGAUUUUCAAGACAACGGAUGCUCGCAUGUACAGCUACAACAGCUCUGGUCUUGGUGGUGUCGCACGACCUAUCUCCCGAUGGGCGUGGGCGUGGGUGGUCUCGUGUGACCGAGGCGGGUUGCCAGAACGCCGCAUUUGGCUUUCUGCGCCUCGAAUCCAGUCCCUGCUCGAUCGCCCGUUUCCAGAAGGAGCCUCCCCACCAGCCAGUAUCGAGCGAAUAUCAGUCGCUUCCUGCUGCUAACAGGCGACACAGCGCAUGCGAGAGGUGGCACGUCGCAUCGCAGGAAGCGAUACUGCAACCACAUCCCUCACACAACCGCCUCGAACCGGCCGUCCUUCAGCCCGCCAAGUCGUUUGUUUGCGCGAGAAUGGUAGAAAAAUGGAUCGACCUUCUCGAAGCGACGGUUCGCAGCCGGCCUGACACGAGGAGGGGAGGGAUCAUGUCUGGGCAUUCCGCAUCUCGCCAUAGCCGUGUCUGCGCCGAGCGCUGCACGAUUGAUCCAUUUCGCAGUGGGAAGCCAGUGUACAGCGCCGUCUGGGCGGAGUCGUGUUCGUUCGUUGGGUGCAAGAUGACAGUCUGGGCGCGGCCGGCGUGGUGCUCUCGAGCAAAGCUUCCUGCAUGCAGAAAGUCGUCCGUCGUGAGAGCUGAGAGGGAAGGUGCGAGGGAGAGGUGA